AUGCCUUGUCCCUCGGGGAAAGAUCGUCUUAACUUACUGGGUGGUGUCAAACCUGUAAAUAAUCUUAAUGGAAGCAAGCAGAACUCCUCGCGCCCUGUGCAAUCGUUACCCACACGCCGCCCUUCAGUCUCGUUAACUGCGCCACCACCGAAACGCCAGAAAGUCGAAGAGUACAAUGCACACACCCAGGCCCAGUUCGUCCUUGCAUUUGACCACGAUGGGGCUGCUGACCGUCCCAAACCGCGCAAACGUUCCCUUGACAACCACAGCGAGUCUCAAUAUACCGUUAUAUCACAAUCGUCCACCAAAGGAGCGCCUUCGACCAGAGCGAAAGUCCCCGAAUUUCGAUCCUCGGAGAGUUACGUGAGACCGUCGCCUAAGAAGAGGCCCCGACAUAACACUCCAAAGCAGCAUGUAGGACAACUAGAUAGAGGGGUUGUCACCGGGACUCCUUUGCUAAAGUCCGAUAUUGAGGACAGCGACGGUGAUGUAGAGAUCAUCGGGGCAGAGGUCAUGGUAACCCCUCAAACACACCAAACUCAAGGGGUACGGUACUCUAUCGAGGACGUUGGGAAGCGCUUCAAGACAACGUCUGGUGCCCAGAAGAUGGAGGAAAUCAUUGAUAUUGCGAUGCUGAAGGAGAACGGAUCGAAUGACCAGGUUUCUAGCCCGGAUGAGCUGGCACCAGAAACGCAAGACAUGAGAGAAAAGAUGCCAACGAAGCGAUCUGCUUUAUCCCCGAGUUUGUCCAAAAAGGGUGAUAUUCCGCGAACGAAAUUCACCCCGCCGUCUCGUACUAGACUACAGGACCCGGAGAGAGGGCUUAACGAAUCGGAUCGUGCUACGAAAAUCAUUGACUUGCCUCUUCGUGUCGUUCGGGCUGUAUCGGGCGGUCAAAAAUAUGAAGAAGACAGAACGGACGGCGCGAAUAGAUGUUUCCUAAAUUUACGAGAGAUGAGCUACAUACUCCAUCCGGAGAAUUCAGAAGGUCAACUUAUGAAAGACUAUGCAUAUCUUACAGUCAAUCUUCAAAAGGCCCGGAGGCUUCAUGCCCCAUCACAACCCAGUUGUCGUGUGGUCUCUAUUGAGCGUGCCAUCGACGGUUCAAUAAGCGGGGGCCAAAAGCUAUUGAUCGAAUUCUCGUCUCCUAAGGACUUUAGAAAGUUCGUUAAUUGGGCAAGAGACACUGCGUCGCAUUGUCUGGUGGAUGAAUCUAUACCUCGGGAUCGCCUUGAGAAGGAGCUUGAAAACUUGAUGCGGACCGCUAUCAACCGCGCUGUUAUUAGAGACGACAUGUCAAAGGGAGAUGAUGUGAAAUUAAUCGAGCACAACCGCGCAAAUGCAUCUCAGGCAAGGGUUACCAACCUACCGCGCGCCCCAGCUCCCCGAGAGAAGUUAAAGGACACGAUGAUGCCUCAUUCUGCAUCUCAGUUAAACUCCAAGACAACGGUCAUAUCAGAUGAUCCUCAGCCCUAUAAUAUUCGACGACAGCCCCAUAGAACUCGCUCUACAUUUGCAUUGGAAGGCCCCAGUUCGGAAUCCGAGUCCUCUGAACCUGAAUGUUGGACAACCCAGCAUAUAGGCUGGGAGAGAGAUUGGCGCAAUUCCAUCGUCUUUCCCUUUCAUGGCAAGAGUAGAGCUACCGUCGACAAGGAAGAUAUUCCUCGAUUAGACGAGGGUCAGUUUCUAAACGAUAAUCUAAUUAUUUUUUAUCUGCGUUAUCUCCAACAUACGUUGGAGGCAGAAAGGCCAGAUCUUGCUCAAAGGAUCUAUUUCCAGAACACAUAUUUUUAUGAAAAGCUCAAGACUACGAGGACGGCUCAAGGUAUCAACUAUGAUAGUGUCAAAGCAUGGACUUCUAAAGUCGACCUCUUCGCGAAAGAUUAUAUUAUCGUCCCAAUCAAUGAAUUUGCUCAUUGGUAUGUCGCAAUCAUCUAUAACGCACCGAAACUGCUCCCUUCUCCGGGAAAGACGGAAAGUACCGCUAAGAACACGAUCAUUAUCGAAGAGGAUAUCGACGAUUCCAGAGAAGCCUCCCGUGAGGUUUCUAGCACCCCUGAUAAUAGGAAAUCAGCAGAUGAGCUCAGAAGCCUUGAAGCGGUGAGACCUAAAGUACAGAGCGAUAUCACGAAUCACUUUAGCCGUAUGUCAAUCGAAAGCCCGGAUUUUCCAAAUGGUAUCGCUAAACAGAUAAUAGCUCGGGAGCCAGAAAAUCAGAAGACGGAUACACAGCCACCCAGCUGUAAACAAGGAACCACAGAUGUGCAGCCCAAUGGUAUCAAGGGGGAUAUAGAGCAUAUUGUGCCAUCGAAUGACAACCUCCAGCGGAAGAAGACAACGAAAGGAUACGGCGUGGGCACUAGGAAAAAUAGCCCGGACCAGCCAAAAAUUAUCACGCUCGAUUCAUUAGGAUUGGCCCAUUCUCCAGCUUGCAGCUGUCUAAAACAGUAUUUAAUUGCAGAGCUCAAGGAUAAGAAAGGCAUUGAAAUACCAAAUCCUGGGGCCUUGGGUAUGACUGCUAAGGAGGUCCCCCAGCAAACAAAUCACUGCGACUGCGGACUCUAUCUGCUAGGAUACAUAAGAGAGUUCCUCAAAGAUCCCGACGGGUUUAUUCGUAACAUCCUCCUACAUAAACCCAUUGCCUGGAAUCUAAAUCCAUCGGAGCUCCGAAACGAUAUUAGAGACUUGAUUUUUGAUCUUCAGAAAGAGCAGCAACGUCGAGAAGAUCUUCAUAAAGAAGAGAAACGCAACAAAUCCGAGUCGCUAAAGAAGAAAAUUAGAGGUCCAAUAGAUGAGCAACCCCUCAAACAACUGGCGAAGGAGCAGGAUAUCAACGGAGGUGCGUCUGGGCCACAAAAGGAGGAGGAUAUCCCCCAAAAAAUACCCAAGGAGAACAGCAUGGCCAAGCCUAAACCGAGAUCGCCUACCCCCGAGGUCUCUCUAGGAACCAGACCUGUUUCUAAUUCGGAAAAUCGGCCUGUUCCUGGUUCAUUUCCUCAGUCCCCGGCUGCGGCCAGCACUAAUAUAAGCGUGCCUAAUGUGAGCAACCCUGAACAAGUCAAGACUCUGAAGUUCAUCUCGCCACUCCCUGAAUCCCCCUGUGGCUCUUCACCGGAAAGUCCUGUAGUUGUUGACGGUCCGGAAGUCCUCCAAGGACAAGGACGGAGCGCAAAUCAUAUCCAUGGCGAUUUCAACCGAGCCAACUUACCAGAAGAGCCAGUUAAAGAAAUCCAAGGGACCUACCAAAAUCACGACAGACCGGCCGAUCAAUCCCGGGAUCAAGAGAAGAUAACAGUAAGUCGCUACUUCGCCGGCCGGCAACCCGGCGAUAAGAUGGUCUCGGCCAAAUUACGCGAAGAGCCGCUUCACUCGGAUGUUAUCGAUAUUUCGGAUUGA
Messenger RNA from Daldinia vernicosa, 3396 nucleotides. Its product is annotated as cysteine proteinase. The record is from RefSeq and is a predicted model, not a curated record. The transcript is spliced from 3 exons. Gene Ontology annotation, molecular function: SUMO-specific endopeptidase activity. Gene Ontology annotation, biological process: protein desumoylation. NCBI's taxonomy places the organism in Eukaryota, Fungi, Ascomycota, Sordariomycetes, Xylariales, Hypoxylaceae. The coding region runs from base 1 to 3396 and encodes 1131 amino acids. Gene Ontology annotation, cellular component: nucleus; cytoplasm.